CGAUUGUGAACUAUAAAAUCAGAACACAUCUGAGAUCGUAUAACUUAAUUAUUGCUAAAGAUAUAUCUUUCUUUUUGACAGAUAAUUUAAGGUGCUUUAAUUAGACAUAUUGGUUUGUUAAAAUUCAAACAAAGACAAGUUCCAUAAAAUUAACUUUGUAUCAAGUAAUUGAUACUUACAAAUUAUACACAGUUUAUAACUACGAAUAUCGUCAAUAUAAUGAGAAUGAACGUGAAACUUGUAUCCUUUAUACUUAUGCUUACAAUAAUGUUAUUGGAAGCAGAAGAAAAUCUGCGAGAAGACUUAGAAUUUGUUUUGAAAGCCUUGCUUAAUUAUCAGUAUUCUAAGGAUUCUGGUAUAGUAAGAGUUAGGAAGCCAGAAGAUGUCAAAAUAGGGAACAAUGUAACCACAUUGGAUUUUAUUGGUUUAAUAGAGAGACAUGGUUAUCCUGCCGAGGAGCAUUAUGUUACAACGGAAGAUGGUUACAACUUGGUAAUACAUAGAAUACCAGAAAGUCCUUUAUCUAAAGAUCAACAGAGAAGAAAAGUAGUGUUCCUUCAACACGGCGGCUUCCUCUCAUCUGAUUCCUGGGUGUUGUUAGGUGCUGGCAAAGACCUUCGUAAGUGAUUGUCAAUACAUAAUUCAUUGAUUAUAAAAUAUGUUGAUCAGAUUCAAAGAAUUAUAUUCUAGGCAGUGAUGUAACUUCGAGCGACAUUUUUUGUAUUUUUCACUUUCUGUUCAUUCUAAAUCCGUACGAAAUCUUUCCUUGCACAUGGAAUUCUGCUUCUGUACUGAAAGAAAAAGAUGAUUACAUUUAUUAAUAAUUUAACUAUAAU
Messenger RNA from Wasmannia auropunctata (little fire ant), 836 nucleotides. Its product is annotated as probable lipase C14C8.15. The record is from RefSeq and is a predicted model, not a curated record. Gene Ontology annotation, biological process: lipid metabolic process. NCBI's taxonomy places the organism in Eukaryota, Metazoa, Arthropoda, Insecta, Hymenoptera, Formicidae. The transcript has 3 exons. Bases 220 to 627 code for a protein of 135 amino acids.